Pneumocystis murina B123 is the source of this 914-nucleotide messenger RNA. RefSeq lists its product as hypothetical. The transcript is spliced from 7 exons. NCBI's taxonomy places the organism in Eukaryota, Fungi, Ascomycota, Pneumocystomycetes, Pneumocystales, Pneumocystaceae. Gene Ontology annotation, cellular component: small-subunit processome; Mpp10 complex; nucleolus. Gene Ontology annotation, biological process: rRNA processing. Bases 48 to 914 code for a protein of 288 amino acids. The record is from RefSeq and is a predicted model, not a curated record. Gene Ontology annotation, molecular function: snoRNA binding; rRNA primary transcript binding.
AGAAAAUCCUUAAAAAUGAAUUUUUCGAAGGUUAAUAAUUUAAAAAAAUGCUACGUCGAAUAAUAAGACAAAGACGUCAAUAUUUAUAUCAACGUCUUCAGCACCAAAAUGAAGCACAAUUACGUGAAAAAAGAAAGUUAUUAAAAGAGUCAUUAGAAAAAGAUAAGCUUCUUCCUUCCCAUAUACGAGAUGAUAUACAACUUAGAAAGGAUUAUAAGUUUGAUGAGGGGAUGGUUAUGGAAGAUGUAGAUGAUAUUGAUGAUGAAUAUGGAAAUUUAGGAGAACGAGAGCCAAAUGUUUUAAUUACAACGUCUCGGAAGCCAAGUACUCGUCUUUUACAAUUUACUAAGGAAAUGAAAUUAUUAAUUCCGAAUUCUAGAAGAAUGAAUAGAGGGAAUUCCGUUAUUGAAGAUAUCGUUUCAACAUGUCGGUCGAAUGACGUUACAGAUUUAAUUAUCUUACAUGAAACACGAGGAAUGCCGGAUUGUCUUAUUAUAAGCCAUUUUCCUUAUGGACCUACAGCAUCGUUUACACUUCAUAAUGUAGUUCUUAGGCAUGAUAUACCUAAUAUAGGGAAUGUUUCUGAAAGCUAUCCGAGAUUAAUUAUGUUAAAUUUGACAUCAAAACUGGGAUUACGUGUAGAAAAAAUUUUAAAGGCACUUUUUCCUCCAAAUCCAAAAGAAAAUAGUUCUCGUGUUAUAACAUUUGCAAAUCAAAGAGAUUAUAUAAGUUUAAGACAUCAUGUUUAUUUAAGAAUAGAUACAAAAAAUAUAGAACUUGUUGAAGUAGGACCUCGCUUUGAAAUGCGUUUGUAUGAAAUUAAAUUGGGUACAGUAGAAUCAUCAACUGCUGACAUAGAAUGGAGUUUAAAACCUUAUCAAAGACAUAAAUCUUUUGUUCUUUCUGAAACUUAA